Messenger RNA from Aspergillus caelatus, 1641 nucleotides. RefSeq names its product putative C6 finger domain protein. The coding region runs from base 237 to 1346 and encodes 369 amino acids. Gene Ontology annotation, molecular function: DNA-binding transcription factor activity, RNA polymerase II-specific; zinc ion binding. The record is from RefSeq and is a predicted model, not a curated record. The transcript is spliced from 3 exons. NCBI's taxonomy places the organism in Eukaryota, Fungi, Ascomycota, Eurotiomycetes, Eurotiales, Aspergillaceae. Gene Ontology annotation, biological process: regulation of DNA-templated transcription.
AUCGCCCCCAGAUUCCCGCGCGCGGUGUGUCCCUUUUACUGUCUGGAUCUUCAGUCCCUGCGCUUUGCGCUCUGCAUGGGUGGACUUUCGUUCUCCAGUCACUACUAGUAGUCUUCACGCGCCUUAGGGAUCGAGUACAUCUCACCCAUUUGACUUACUUUUUUAACUAAAUCUCGUGUGCGAUUCAUGCGCCCUUCCUUUCGGGGCUCUAACUCUCUGUCUUGCUCCUUGGAGCUAUGCCUGCGGUUGUCGGAACUACUAUGACUUCGACACCCACUUCGCAAACUGCGAUCAUGGAAUCCUCAACAGCCGCAGAUAAGAAGCGCAAUAAGCUCGGCUAUCAUCGCACGUCUGUCGCAUGUGUGCAUUGUCGGCGACGAAAGAUACGAUGUCUGGUGGCGGCAGACGACGCUCAAGGUCGAUGUGAGAAUUGUAUUCGACUGAAAAAGGAGUGCCAAUUCUUCCCAGUUGAUCAGCAGCCGCAAAUCGAAAAGAAAGCUCGCCCAGGUUCGAACACGGCGUCGACCGAUCCAUCAACGGCCUCGUCCUCCCCACCGGCAGUGAGCGGGGGAGAACAAACCGAGGCCUUUUUCCCCUACCAGCCAAUACCGUUGAGUUCCGCUCCAGAUGUCGCGGCGUUCAACGCCGGGGCGUUCGCUGGAAAUUCCAUGACAUCGUUUGCGCCAGAUCGCAAUGUAGGGGCUCCUGAAUUUGCAACAGCACCGCCCCUCGAUCCCUCCGUACCGUGGGAUGAAUUCACCACGAUUCCAGCAGACGGUCAAAUGUUGGCAAACAUGUCGGCAGGGAAACCACAGAUGGUGAACAUGCCUUCCAAUGUAUGGAGCCCGGGACCUAACCCCAUGGCCACCAUGCCAAUGGCACAUGGGCUUCCGACCCCGACAGUCCCAUCACAACCGCAGACGCUCAGUCCCGCGCCGACGUAUGCUAUACAACCGGAUGGAUCAGUAUGGCAAGUGCCCCCAACACGACCUAUGACCUACCCUCCGCCACCAGACAUGGCUGCAGCACCAUACCACAACCCCGGCCAAUUCCAGCAACCUCCCCCGGAUAUGAGCUCCGAUAUGGCCAGCCCAGUACACCCUUUCCCGGGCAACCACGUUAAUCCGCAGAGUCCUCCACCGACGGACCUUCAAGGGACCCCGGUUGCAGUAACGUAUGCUGGUACCCCUGCAGCAAUGGGAUUUCCCGCCUGGCAAGACGUGAACAAUAUGUCGCCCAUGAACGUCGUUCAGUAUCAAAUGUAUGCCGGGGACGCUGCGCAACAAGCGUCGUUCGGCAGUCCACCCCCAAUGGGCCACCCGGGCCAACGACAGUCUCCCCGGUGAUGAACUAGCACGUCGGCAUUGAUUUCAGCAAGAAAAAAAGAAAAGAAGCUUCCGUUACAUAAUACCCAGUGCGAUCUUUUUUUUGCAUCUAUUCUUCGUCUACCCUCCACCUUUCUAUCGUGGGCAUUUCCUUUACAGCUAUUCAUUAGCGGGCGCAAAGGAUUUUGGGCGGCAUUUUCCAUCUUCGUUUCUUCCGUGAGACCCCUUUCUACACAUGUAUUUGAGGUGACAUUUGUACACAAGGGAACAGUUAGAUCUCUGAUGUCAUUGUCCUCAUUCUAUCACUUCAGCUCAG